This is a messenger RNA of Mauremys reevesii (Reeves's turtle), 3689 nucleotides long. It is a transcript of the gene ST6GAL1, whose product is annotated as ST6 beta-galactoside alpha-2,6-sialyltransferase 1. Bases 562 to 1827 code for a protein of 421 amino acids. The transcript is spliced from 8 exons. The record is from RefSeq and is a predicted model, not a curated record. Gene Ontology annotation, molecular function: sialyltransferase activity. Lineage: Eukaryota; Metazoa; Chordata; Testudines; Geoemydidae.
CCCAGGGACUCGCGGGGCCGCUGUACAGCAACCUGGCCUCCGAGUUUCGCAUAACAUCCUCCUCCCCCUGGGCCUGGCUGUCGGCUUGGGUUUGAUCUCGUCUCCUCUCCCAGCCCCCCACUCCUCACUGGCAAGCAACCGGCGAGGACUGUGGCUUGUGAAUAGCUGCGAAGUGGCCGGGCGGUAACAAAGGGACCCCGGAGACCAGCGGCUGAGCUGCCCGGGCCGUGCUGAGCGCAGCAGCUGCAACCCCAAGAACAGAGAGAGGGAGUCUGAUCUACAGAUUUCAUAACUGGGUGGAUGCUUUGGUGACAUCAGUCUUGUCUGUAAUCUUUUGUCACUUAACAGAAAGGGUCUCCAGUCAGGAGGGAACAAGUGGCUUGUGACCUUUAUUAGAAAUCUGCUCAUCACUCUGACAUGUUGGAUUUGUAAGAGAACACAGCUUCUCACUCUCUGAUAACCUGCAGAUACUUAAAAAUGAGCAGCGGUUGCUCUAACUCAAGUAUUAGACAACAACAGGCCCAGUAUCGUUAAUCACCUCAUCCUGAUGCACCAUACAUUAUGGUUCACAUCAAUCUAUUUAAAAAAUUGAUGUGUGGAAUCUUGUUAUUGUUUGUGAUUCUGACUGUUUGUUUCUGGAGGGAAACAAGAAAAGGCUACUACAUUCCCUUCAAAACAGAAAGCAAAAGUUUUCAGAAUCCCAGAGCUCUGGGAAAAGGAGAUGUACUUACAUCCCGUCUUCUUUCAAGCAAAGCUGUCAAUGAGAAGGGCCAGUUAUCUGCUGCUUUGCUGGUCAAACUGGAUAAAGUAAAUGGCAUCAUCUCUUCAACCCCUCCAGGAAACAAUGCAGUGGCAAAGUCCAAGAAAUCAUUGCUCUCUGUGAAUGUCUGGAAUGAGGACAGUUCAUCAAAGAAUCUCAUACCCAGGCUGCAAAAGGUCAAAAACAAUUACCUGUCCAUGAACAAGUACAAUGUGACUUACAAAGGGCAAAGGAAUACGGCCAAACUCAGUCCAGAGAAACUGCUGUGCCAGCUCCGGGACAGAGUGAAUGUGACAAUGAUCCAUGGGUCAGACGGUCCAUUCAAUACCUCUGAAUGGCAGAUGUAUCUACCAAGAAAAAACCUCAGCCAAGAAGUCGGCCACUUCCGUCAAUGCGCUGUCGUGUCCUCAGCAGGAUCUCUGAAGUCCUCGCAUCUGGGACCAGAGAUAGACGCCCACGAUGCAGUUUUGAGAUUUAAUGGGGCUCCUACCAUAGGGUUUCAGAAUGAUGUAGGAGAAAAGACAACAGUUCGCCUUGUUAAUUCCCAGCUUGUAACUGUUGAAGAACAGAAGUUCCUUACAGAUACAUUGUACAAUACUGGAAUCUUAAUUGUCUGGGAUCCAGCACCUUAUCAUGCCGAUAUUCAUGAGUGGUACAGAAAACCAGACUACAGUUUCUUUGUAAACUACAAGGCGUAUCGGAGUAGACAUCGGGAACAGCCCUUUUAUAUCCUGAACCCAAAAAUGCAGUGGCAGCUCUGGGAUAUUCUGCAGGAGAACUCGCUGGAGGAAAUUCAGCCCAAUCCACCUUCUUCUGGAAUGCUUGGCAUUGUGAUCAUGAUGACCCUCUGUGAUGAAGUGAAUGUUUAUGAAUUCCUCCCUUCCAAACGACGGACAGACAUCUGCCACUAUUACCAGAGAUACUACGACCGCGCCUGCACCAUGGGUGCUUACCACCCACUGCUGUUUGAGAAAAACUUGGUGAAGCACAUUAACCAAGGCCAAAAUGAGUUAAUUUACACCCAUGGGAAAGUGACUUUGCCUGGUUUCAGAAACAUGCACUGUUAGCAACUCAACUUCUACUGUGCAUAGAUACUUCUGUUGAUUUUCAAGGCACUUUUAGAAGGAUAUUGUUGAGAUUCUUAGGCCUAAACAUUGAUGUGCCCUGACAGUUCUUCCAUAAUGCACCCCUUACAUUAAGGAUUCCUGUGAUGCAGCUUCUCUGAUCUGUACAAUAGCAGAAAGCAUUACACAUCCUCCACAAUUAUCCAAUAUCUACUGUGUGAACUUCCAGUCAAAUUAGUGGGUCUGAGGGGCUGAGUACCUUCAGCUGCAGUUGGCCACCUGAGUUGUUUUCUAUGCAGUGUAAACCAACAUAUUGCUGGCGUCACUCCGCUGAACUCAGUGGAAUUAUGCCAGCAGAAAAUAUAGCCCAUUUUAAAAAAGAAUGGCUAAAAAUAAUCCCAUAAUUCUGGAAUCUUUACAGGCAGGCCUACGAUUAUGGACCCACUAUGAAGGUUGUAGUUCAACAAGUUAAAAUCUAUUAUUUGAAUUAUAGUCCUAACGACCUCAAGAAACAGGUCUUUAUAUUCUGGAAUUGUGAUGGCGAUUCUGCCAAAUCAAGGAGGAAUUGUUCAGUGUCGAUUUGUUUUGGAAUUUUUACCUUUGUAAAAAUUAUGAUGUUUCAGUGAAUUGCUAAAUUGAAUUUAAAUGUCUGGUGACCACUCAGUCCUGUUUGUUCAAUGUAGCAUCCUGUUAGGGACAUAGGAUAUUUUAAUUUCAAAUCAUUUUGGGGAAGACUUUUGAAAGGCAUAAAUGGCAGUUUGCAAUGGUAAUGGGGGUUGGUGCCUAGUUGCCAUUUGGACCCUGUGGAAGUCUCCCCAUUAGUAAUUUAGGACAAUAAUGCUACAUAGUCACAGGCAACUAAAUAAGCCAUGGGGCUACUAGCCAGCCACAGACCAGAUCUAGGUUUCAUCAGCUAUCUAAGUUGACCUCUGUUAGCUAUUCCUGACAUUUAGAUAGUCUCUCACACACACAUACACCCUUUCCAAGUGCACAGAGAAUGAGCACAUUACGCUAUCUCUUGAAAUAGCAGCUGAGAAGGGGGAGUUGCACUCUGCUCUUCAAGCCAGUGCAAAAGGGAGGUGGGCAGAGCUUUGACUCCUUCCUGCCGCCUUGAUGUGAUUUUGUCCCCAGAGUUCAUGAAAGGAGUAAUCUUUUUUACUUCCCCCAAUCAUAGUUUUUCUUUGGUCUGGGCAGAGGGACACCUUGGUUUGUCUCCGUUCCCUCAGUUCACCUAUUCCAGAUCCACUAUCCCUUUUCUCAUGGUUCAGAUUCAUAGGAUCUUUGCUUCCAAGCUGAAGCCACUGGGUCACACUCUUCUGUUGUGUACACUGGUGUAACCCUACUCAGGUCUGUGGCAUUGUGCCAGUGUAACCAUGGCUGGAACACCUGAUAGGACGUACAAAUGCUCAACAAUUAAUGUGCUGUUUCGUGAUCCUACCUAUAUAUAUGACAAAGUUGAUAUUAUUUAACUUUCCGUCAGUAAUGUCAUAUAUCUGGUUUUGAGUGAUAUGGGUUUUAAUGAUUUUAGGUGCAGGAAGUAGAUGCUAAUUUUGCUGUCCAUAAUAUGCAUUCCUGUGGUAGGAAAACAGUUGCACAGCAACAGACUUUGUCCCCAUUGUGAAGAAUUCUGCCUUCUGUUAAACUUGUAUGUCCCACUGGAUUCACGGGAGAGCUUGGCCACCAUUGAUCUGAAUCUAUAGAGGAACCCUUUCAUCCCAUAUGAAGACCAGUUGACUUUAGUAGGGCUCUGUGCAGAUCCAGUUGUGAAAUCAGGGCUUAACCGAAUAAAGUACUAGUGAGAAAAUUCGCAUCAUGGUACUUGUAAAAUGAGAAUUCCUACUGCUUUUAAUAAAACCUUGUGCACA